AUUAUUGAAAAUGGCGUCCUCUUCAUGUUCCUUAAUUGUUUUGUUCUGCUUUCAUGGCUAGGGACAAACCUAUCCAUCUAUCGUAAUUAAAUCUGAUGGCAAUGUAAGGCUUCAAGACAAAAUGAUUUUAUAUUUUAUCGAGGAAAGCUUUGAUUCAUUAUUAGUUUAAACGGGACGAUAUGUUUUGAUCGGUUGUCAUGGAACACUGCGGACAGUACACGAUCCUUGGAAACAUUGGCGAGGGAGCUCAUGGAAUUGUUUUCAAAGCUAAGCACAUUGAGAGUGGCGAAGUUGUUGCUUUAAAGAAAGUUCCAUUGAGAAAGAUUGAGGAUGGCAUACCAAAUACUGCGUUGAGAGAAAUUAAAGCAUUACAAGAAAUAGAAGACAACCAAAAUGUUGUCAAGUUGAUUGAUGUGUUCCCUUAUGGCACUGGAUUUGUGCUGGUGUUUGAGUACAUGCUCUCUGAUCUGUCUGAAGUCCUGCGCAACUCUGCCAGACCCUUGACUGAGGCUCAGAUCAAAAGCUACAUGCUGAUGUUGUUAAAAGGUGUAGUGUUUUGCCAUGAGAACUCUAUAAUGCAUAGGGAUUUGAAGCCUGCAAACUUGCUCAUCAGUUCUACUGGACACCUUAAGAUAGCAGACUUUGGUCUUGCUAGGGUAUUUUCCAAUGAUGGCAACAGACAAUACAGUCAUCAAGUGGCUACAAGAUGGUACAGAGCCCCUGAACUGCUGUAUGGAGCAAGGAAAUAUGAUGAAGGAGUUGAUCUCUGGGCAGUUGGUUGUAUUUUUGGAGAGCUCCUCAACAAUUCUCCACUUUUUCCAGGUGAAAGUGACAUUACACAGCUUUACUGUGUACUUCGAGUAUUGGGAACUCCCAGUCAAGGACAGGGAAUGACAGAACUACCGGAUUACAACAAAAUCGUUUUUCCUGAAAUGCCGCCAAUACCUCUAGAGAAUAUUGUUCCUGAUGCUUCACCAGAGGCGAUAGAUUUGCUGAAACGCUUCUUGGUGUAUCACUCUAAAGAGAGAAUUUCCGCAAAAGAGGCUUUAUUACAUCCUUAUUUUUUCACGGAGCCUCUUCCAGCUCACCAUUCUGAACUACCGAUCCCAGCACGCAAUGCGCGGAAGACAUCAGGACGAGGCCCAUUACGUCAUACUUUUGACAUUGAUGUUCCUCUGGAGAAAUCUCUUGUUAAUCCUGCGUCCCUUGUACAUAAUGUUGUAGGCAUGCCCGAUUUUCACACUUGAGAUCUUUUAAAUUUUAUCCAAAAGAAUUGACUUUUUAUGGAGCAAGAAAAAGCUAAUGGAGUAAUUUUCAAUUAAAAGUCGGAAGUAAUCCUGAAUUGCUUUGAUUUUGCUUUACUUCGCCUUAUGAUUGGUCCGGAGCAGUCGUGCCAAUUUCUCAGUCAAUCAAAUUCAAAGCUAAGGAAAGCCAGUAAGGGCGGUUGACUUCAAAAAAUGUUAAGUCGGAUUUUCCGUUCCUUUCCGAUCGAGUUAGACCUUUUAGAGCUCAAAAUGAAAAGAAACAAUGCUAUAGAAAACUCUUCUUGGAAAAGAAUGGAUAAAAAGUCUUACAAGCGACAGAAUGAGCUUUCGAGUCAACGACACUUCGAUUCACCGAAGUGAUACGAAUUAUUGCCAUUGGUGAAAACUGAACUUUCGAACUUUAAGCCCAGUGGCAAUUUGACGAUUCCAAAGCCUGUUAGAUAUUAUGUGUAAAUGAUGAUAUGUCAGGAAAGUAUUUUUUAAGAGAAGAUUUUGUCGAAGCUUACAAAUGUCAGAAUUUCCAACAUAACGUUACCAAAUUUUCUGGUUGUGAAGUCAAGUAAAUAACGAUCGGCUAGGCGUGGUGAAUUCUACAGCGUGGGUUUCUUACACUGAAGAAGUUCGUGCGUUUUUCGUUUUCAACGGCAAAUA
Molecule: messenger RNA, 1916 nt
Organism: Pocillopora verrucosa
Lineage: Eukaryota; Metazoa; Cnidaria; Anthozoa; Scleractinia; Pocilloporidae
Product: cyclin-dependent kinase 20
Biological process (GO): protein phosphorylation
Cellular component (GO): nucleus
Molecular function (GO): protein serine/threonine kinase activity; ATP binding
Source: RefSeq, a predicted model, not a curated record